This is a messenger RNA of Penicillium antarcticum, 2352 nucleotides long. RefSeq lists its product as uncharacterized. The transcript is spliced from 2 exons. Gene Ontology annotation, biological process: carbohydrate metabolic process. The coding region runs from base 1 to 2352 and encodes 783 amino acids. The record is from RefSeq and is a predicted model, not a curated record. NCBI's taxonomy places the organism in Eukaryota, Fungi, Ascomycota, Eurotiomycetes, Eurotiales, Aspergillaceae.
AUGGGAUCUCCUGCUUGGACACAAACGCCACCGUGGAUCUGGCUACCCACACAUAGUGAGGAUGAGAGUCAACCCGGUCGGUAUUUCCUGUUUCGCAAAAGCUUCCAGUGGACUCGACCGUAUGGGCUUCGCGAGUUCCUUGUUCAUGUCUCUGCCGAUAGUCGAUAUCGGCUUUUUGUGAAUGAGCAACGUGUCAGUUUGGGCCCUUGCAAGAGUUACCCAGAACGUUGGUAUUAUGAGACGGUUGAUAUUUUACCCUAUCUCACAGAAGGGGAAAAUGUCAUUAGUGCACGCGUCUUGCGGUACUCCUGUGUAAAUACUGGUUCUUCGUCGAUAGGACUUUCGGUGUCUACGGAUGCUUCGUGGAAGUGUCUGCAAGAGAUGACUCGUCAAAUUAUUCCGCAUUCAGAAUGGAACUUUCUCCUGGGCCCACCGUUCAUGUCGAACAAUGAGAGAGUAACAGAAUCCCGAACGCUUUCUGGCUGGAAGCAACCAGCCUUUGACGACAGUACCUGGGAGCACGCAACCUUCCAGUUUCGUCCUGUCAAAAUGCUUCCAAUACAGCGACCAUGGAAGUUGACCGAACGGCCUAUUCCCGCUCUCCCUGAGAUUUCUGGAACCUUUGAUGGAGUUGUGAAAUGCGUUGGUCCAACCACCCAUGACCAAUGGAAUGGUUUCAUCAAAGGAGAACAGGAACUGAUUAUCCCUGCUGGAGAGACUGUCAUUGUCGACAUUGAAUGUACAUCUUUGACUACGGCAUUCGUCAACCUUCAAUGUGGCGAGGGACUUGGAUCAAUAAUCACAUUUCUUUACUCUGAAUGCUACGAGAAAGAUCUCGGGAUUGAAAUCGCUCCUUUCCCAAUGCCAAGAACCAAGCUCCUCAGGUCAGAUUCUACCGGCAGGCUAUAUGGAGUGAAAGAUAGCUAUACAGUGGCCGACGGCCAAGCAGAACAAACAUUCGAACCAUUCUGGUUCCGAGCAUUCCGAUAUGUGCAACUACACAUCAAGACAUCAUCCCAACCUCUCAAGCUCAAGAGCUUUUCUCUACGCGAGACAUCAUACCCGCUGGAUAUCACCACUGAAAUCCAGGCCGGACCAGAAAUAAACAAGAUCUGGGAUGUCAGCCUACGGACUCUCCAGAACUGCCGACAUGAAACAUAUGAAGACUGCCCAUUCUAUGAGCAAAAUCAAUUUGCAUCUGAUUCUCGACUCCAAAUGCUGUUCACAUACCAACUAUCAUCAGACGAUCGCCUCGCCAGAAAAACGCUAGAAGAAUUUCACGCCAGCCAGUGCUCAGAUGGGUUGAUCAAAGCUCAAUUUCCGGCUGGAUUCAACAGUAAACAAAUCCCCCAAUUCUCAUUAUACUGGGUUGCCAUGGUAUGGGAUCACAUGCAAUAUUUCGCGGACAAAGCGGUUGUGCGGCGGUAUUUGAGCACCAUUGAUGGAAUCCUCCACCAUUUCGAUGAGCGCAUCAAUAAACUAGGUCUGGUCGGUCGGUUUGAAGAGGAUACAUGGCCUUUCAUCGAUUGGGUAAAUCAAUGGUCUGUCCCGGGCAAGAUCUUCCAAUCGUGCAUGCCUCAAGCAUACAACACUACCGGCGCAGCGACAGUCAAUAGUCUUCUAUAUAUCGUGGCGCUGAUGCAAGCCGCCGAUCUAUGCAAAUUUAUGGGACGAAAGGAUACAGCCUCUGAAUAUUCCAUCCGAGCACAGGCCCUCCGCGAAGCGGUAAAUACGCAUUGCUUCGCAGACGGCUUCUACCUAGACGGCCCAUCAACAAAAGAAUACAGCCAGCACAGCCAAGUAUUCGCCGUCCUCUCGGAAACAAUAACCGGCACAGUAGCUCGAGACCUAAUGGUCCGAACAAUGUACGAUUCCGCACUGGUACAGUGCUCCAGCGCACUACAAUUCUACGUGUUCCGCGCAGUGGAAAAAGUCGGCCUGUACACUCAGAUGUUCCCUGCUCUUCUAAAGCCAUGGAGACGGAUGCUGGCGGAUGACCUAACGACAUGGGCUGAGUUCGAGGAGAAUCCUCGGAGCGACUGUCACGGGUGGAGUGCAUGUCCAGUCAACGAAAUCGUUACCCAAUUGUAUGGUGUCAAGCCGUCCAAGCCGGGUUUCUCGCGUCUCCGCAUUGAGCCACAGAUGGAUCUUAUGCCGACGGGCGAAGGGACAUUUGCGACUCCUGCGGGGGAAAUUAAGUUGAAGUGGGUGGAAGAUGGGAAUCUGGAGGUGGAGAUUUCAAAAGAUAUUGAGGCCGAGGUUGUGUUUAGGGGGUCUGUUUAUAUUGUGAAAUUUGUGGCUGGGAAGACGGUCAAUUUCCUCAAGGAGACGGAGUCUAUGGUUAUAAUUUGA